Akanthomyces muscarius is the source of this 1035-nucleotide messenger RNA. RefSeq lists its product as uncharacterized. The transcript is spliced from 3 exons. NCBI's taxonomy places the organism in Eukaryota, Fungi, Ascomycota, Sordariomycetes, Hypocreales, Cordycipitaceae. Bases 1 to 1035 code for a protein of 344 amino acids. The record is from RefSeq and is a predicted model, not a curated record.
AUGCUGAUCGGGGACAUUCACUCCACGCUUCUUGUCCUCAUCAAGCUCGGCUGCGAGAUCAAGUCCCGACUUGAGGCGCUGAACCAAGCCGCCGAGGACCUUCAGCUUCUAACGGCAAAUCUCCAGCUUCUGGUGACGGUGUUUGAAAACCCUGCGAAUGAAACCAUCCUCGCAGCACACGUCGCAGAAUUUGUCGCCAUCUUGGACAUUCUCGAGAGUAUUGCAAAGUCGUGCACAAAAUGCGCCAAGGCACUAGAGGUCGACUCUGCAAGGGCGCCACCCGCCCAUGACACUAUAGAGGCCUUUGGCAGAAAAAUGAUUCGCCGCAUCUGGAUCCUGAACCGGAUCCCCAGCCUGUUGGCCGAGAUUCAGCACAAGGCCGAGCACCUGCAAAAGGUUUACAGCGCAGUGUCGAUUGUGAUUUUGCAGGAUCUCCGAGCGAACCAGUCGCAGUCUUCUCCCGGGACGGAGCUGGCCAGAGAUUCAACGCUUGUGGGCCGGGGAUCAAACUAUGCAGACUUGAAUGGGCUGGAUUUUACGACCAAUUUUGCCAGCAUUGACCUGAUACUCGGAAACCUCAUGAAUGAGUGCAAGAAUCUGCGGCAGCAACUCCAUGAAAGUGUGAUACGCCCGGACGCUUCCGCCACCGAGCACUACCAACAACAAAAUCCAGAGGGGAUGACGUUUUGGAGAGACAGAUUCCAGAAAAAGGAGCUUGGCCCUUCCAGCCUUCGCUAUGAAACGCUCUACGUGUCGUGGGCCCGUUUCGUGCACGAGGUAGAAACAUCUUUCACGCUGAACAAUAUUCCAACUGGCGUUUUCGAAACGGGCAACAUCGAUGCCCUGCGCGAGCUCGGCCGUCGCUAUUCCAUCGACUUGCGCGACGGCCCUCGACCCGCUUCACAGGGGCUACGUCAAGCCGCAGGAUUAUUUUACUCUCCUCUCCAACUCGUCACUAUCAGAGACUCUGAGACGACUGGCGCUCGAAAACUCGGGCUAUGGAAUCUUGGUCGAAUGCGAGAGAGCAGCCAGUGA